Teleopsis dalmanni is the source of this 1888-nucleotide messenger RNA. RefSeq names its product dehydrogenase/reductase SDR family protein 7-like. The record is from RefSeq and is a predicted model, not a curated record. Gene Ontology annotation, molecular function: oxidoreductase activity. Lineage: Eukaryota; Metazoa; Arthropoda; Insecta; Diptera; Diopsidae. Gene Ontology annotation, cellular component: membrane. The coding region runs from base 75 to 1073 and encodes 332 amino acids. The transcript has 5 exons.
AUACAGCAGAGUUUAAUGGCUUAAAGUACAAAGUUCUUUUUCUUUCUAAUUCUAAUUCUCAUAAAAUUGUAAAAAUGCAAGAAGUAAACAAAUGUAAUAAUAAUAAUAAUAAUGGUGGCCAAAUAAGUAUAUUUUAUUGGAUAUUAGGUGUUAUAUGCGCACCUUUGGCUUUACCAUUUUUUGCUUUAAGUAUGAUACGCAAUAUACGUGCCAGAAAAUACAGAGACUGCCUACCUGAAAAAGUAGUACUAAUAACUGGGGCAAGUUCUGGUUUAGGUGAGUCUCUGGCACACGUUUUUUACAAAGCAGGCUGUAAACUUAUUUUAGCUGCAAGACGUUUAGAUGAAUUGGAACGUGUUAAAACCGAACUAUUAGCUUUAAAACCAAACCAAAUAACUUAUCCACCAACUGUGCUUCCUUUGGAUUUAGCCGAGUUGAAUGAUAUAGGUCCUUUCGUUGCCAAAGCACUUAGCAUACAUAAUCACAUCGAUAUAUUGAUUAAUAAUGGCGGAAUUAGUGUACGUUCCGAUGUAUUAUCUGCUGCCGUAGAUGUGGAUCUUAAAGUGAUGCUAGUCAAUUAUUUUGGAACAGUUGCUCUAACAAAGGCUAUACUUCCUUCAAUGGUAAAACGUCAUAAUGGCCAAGUAUGUUUCAUCAGUUCAGUACAAGGAAAAUUUUCCAUACCACACCGUUCAGCUUAUGCUGCAUCUAAACAUGCUUUACAGGCGUUUACAGAUUCAUUAAGAGCAGAGGUCUCAAAUAAAGGUAUUAAAGUAACAUGCGUAAGUCCUGGAUAUAUACGCACUCAAUUAUCUAUAAAUGCAUUGACUUCAAGUGGCAAUACUUAUGGCAAAAUGGACAAAACUACAGCUACAGGUAUGCUGCCUGAAAAAAUGGCAGAACAUAUUCUAAAUGCUAUUUUACACCAUGAUAAGGAUAUUAUUGUAUGCGAUUGGCAGGCGAAGGCUGCUUACUAUUUGCGUACUCUCUUCCCAUCAUUAUAUUUUUGGUUAAUGGAAAGACGUGCACAAAAAUUAGAAAGGGAAAACAUGAUCGGAAAGAAAAUUAAUUAAAACAUAAACUAUUUGUAAACAGUAGAAAUUUAAAGUUUGUGCUAGCUUGAAUGGUUGUAGAAGACAAAAAAAAAAGUAUCUGGAAUUAUCUGUUAUGAAUAUCAUAGAAAAUAUUCUUAAUAUUAAUGUGCAAAAAUAGAAAACGUGGUAAAAGUAGUUUGGCUGAAAAUUUCACAAUUGAUUGGAAAGCCUACUUAGGAUUAGUUUUUAAUAUCGACAAUCUACAAAAUGAUCGUACUCAAUAUAUAAAAAAAUAUAUAAAAUAGUUUUAUAAAUUCUCCUAUGAAAACAUUUCAUAGCAUCUUACAUUAGGCUUGAAAAUUAAAACUUGUUUAACACCAAUGAUAUGCUACUCUUAUAAUAACUUUUAACUUAGCACAUACUUUUGAUAUACAAUAUUAUAACACAUAUGAUAAAUGUAUAUUAUAUAUUUCUGACGAAUUCAUAUAUCAUAAUUCUUUAUACAUACGAUCUUUCUGCCAUUCAAGUUGGGACAAGCUAUAGUUUUAGUUAUCAUAAUCAUAAUUUUUUCUCAUUUGAAUACAUAGAAGCGUAGAAUUUUUAGCAUUAAUUAAAUAAUUUUUGUAUUUAAAUGAAAUAAGAGGCACUUUAUUUGGCAUCGUACGCGUUGCUCAGUUCAUCUGAUAAUAAAUUUUAAUUUUUAUAUUAUGUACAAUUUAUCAAUAACAUUUCAAACGAAAAUGCUAUUUAUAUACGGUAAAUAACUUAAUAAUAGAAAAAUGAAGAAAUAAAUAUUACAAAUCGCCAAAGGUUACAAGGUAAUCAUUGUUACUUUUUUUUUUGUCGAAAUGAAA